AUGCACAUCCUCCUUACCAACGACGACGGCCCGCCGUCUGCACACUCCUCCCCCUACGUCCACUCCCUCAUCCACUACCUUCAAAAAGCCGGCCAUACCGUCUCCGUCUGCCUGCCGCACACCCAGCGCUCCUGGAUUGGCAAGGCGCACAUCAUCGGUCAGACUGUGAAGCCCCUCUACUACCGCCCCUCCGCCGAAGGUCUUCACGGCACUGAAGGCACCACCUCGACACGUCCUACCGCCACCGCCGGCGAGGACGAAUGGAUUCUGGUUGAUGGCACCCCGGCCUCGUGCGUUCAAAUCGGCCUGCACCACUUCUUCAAGGAACGUGGACCUAUCGAUCUCGUCGUCAGCGGUCCCAACUACGGCCGCAAUACCACUGCUGUCUUUGCGCUCAGCUCGGGAACUUUGGGCGGCGCGCUCGAGGCGGCGGUCUGCAAGCGCAAGUCCAUCGCGCUCAGCUAUGCCUUCUUCUCGCGGAACCAUGACCCUGUCAUUAUCGAGGGCGCCGCGAGGCACUCGGUGAAGGUCAUUGAGAAACUGUAUGAGCAGUGGCCUGCUAGUGACGAGGUUGACCUGUACAGUGUCAACGUGCCGCUUGUCGAGGGUGUUGAGACUCACAAGACGCUCUACACGGCCAUGCUGCAGAACUACUGGCGCGAGGGCAGCUGCUUCCAGGAGAUUGAGGGCGAGGUUGGUGACGAGGAUGAGGAGGAGGAGAAGAUUCGCGAGGGUGAUUUUGGCGAAGCAAUUGGCGGCGAAGAUGCUCCUGAGCAGAAGGGCGAGGGCAAAAAGACUCCUGCUCACCGCCAAAGACACUUCAAAUGGGCACCCAAGUUCACGGACGUGUACAAGAGCGUUGAAGAAGCAGAGCCUGGCAACGACGGCUGGGCUGUCAAGGAGGGCUACACGAGUGUGACGCCCCUGAAGGCCAACUUCUUGCAGCCUGCGCAGCAUCUGCACAAGAAGGAACUGAUUCUUGAUAGCCCUCAAAGUAAUGGGCCCAAGAAGCAGGUCGCCUCCAUCACUGAGCUUCCCGUAAGGACCGGCCCAUUGCAGCCAUCUUCGACACCAGAGUUUCACGCCAUCAUCAACUACGAAGACCCAUAUGUCCAGCCUCUGAUCCUCGAGGCCAUGGAACGCCUGUUCCCGAACAAGUACUCGCUCCUCCCGCCGCCAGAGGCCAACACAGCUACCGACGACGCACCCUCUCUGGCUGCCGUUCUUCCUACCAAGGACACCCGCAUUCUCCACAUCGCUCCCUACGAGUCCCUUGACUUCGACCACGUCGCCGAACACCCGUCCACCGCCCUCGUCAACAGCUACGUUAUCCGCAAGGCCCUCAUCCGCAAACAUUACCUCUCCGCGACGGUCGACCACUGGGUCGCGAAACACCCCGACUCGGCCCUCAAGACGCACGUCCAGCGGGGUGAGCAUUUCGAGGUUGACUACGCCGAGUUCCUCGACGACGCGCUCGUCGAGGCGUUUGAUCUCCGCGAGAGCAUGGACCGCAACGACGCCGUCGAGGACGCCGACAAGAGGGAGUGGUGGAUUCUGAAGCCGGGCAUGAGUGACCGCGGGCAGGGCAUCAGGCUGUUCAGCUCGAUGGAGGAGCUGCAGGGCGUUUUUGACGAGUGGGAGGAGGAGAGGCCUGACAGCGACGACGAGGAUGAGGGAAGCGGCGGGGAUUACAUUACGACUUCGCACCUGCGGCACUUUGUCGUGCAGCCGUACAUCCAUCCUCCCCUGCUGCUCCCCGGCGACGCGAGAAAGUUUCACAUCCGCACGUACGUGUUGUGCGUGGGCAGCCUGGACGUCUACGUGUACAGGCCUAUGCUGGCGCUGUUCGCGGGCAAGGCGUACAAGGCGCCGUGGGAGGAUGCGGACCUCGACGGGCAUCUCACGAACACGUGUCUCCAGGGCGGGGGGUCUGCCUUGCCUCCGGUCAAGCAGUUCUGGGACCUUGUGAAGGGCCAGGGCUUGGCGGAGGGCCAGGCGGAGAGCAUCUUCAAGCAGAUUUGCGAGGUUACGGGUGACAUCUUUGAGGCUGCGGCCAGGGAGAUGACGAUUCACUUCCAGCCUUUGGGCAAUGCGUUUGAGGUAUUUGGGCUGGACUUCUUGGUGGACGCCGAGGCGAGGCCGUGGUUGCUUGAGGUCAACUCGUUCCCCGACUUCAAGCAAACGGGAGGAGAUCUGAAGGGGGUCGUUGCUGGGUUCUGGGAGGAGACGUUGAGGAGGUCUGUCGGAGGCUUCUUUGGUGUCGAAGCGGCAGAGGGAGAGAGAACGGGUGAGAUGGUCCACGUCAGGAAGGUUGACCUCGGCAGACGGUGA
Molecule: messenger RNA, 2331 nt
Organism: Colletotrichum siamense
Lineage: Eukaryota; Fungi; Ascomycota; Sordariomycetes; Glomerellales; Glomerellaceae
Gene: PBY1-0
Product: putative tubulin--tyrosine ligase PBY1
Exons: 3
Coding region: 1-2331 (776 amino acids)
Biological process (GO): protein modification process
Cellular component (GO): P-body
Molecular function (GO): hydrolase activity
Source: RefSeq, a predicted model, not a curated record